Molecule: messenger RNA, 19290 nt
Organism: Tigriopus californicus
Lineage: Eukaryota; Metazoa; Arthropoda; Copepoda; Harpacticoida; Harpacticidae
Product: microtubule-associated protein futsch-like
Exons: 10
Biological process (GO): microtubule cytoskeleton organization; dendrite development; regulation of microtubule depolymerization
Cellular component (GO): dendrite; synapse; microtubule
Molecular function (GO): actin binding; microtubule binding
Source: RefSeq, a predicted model, not a curated record
GAUACUUAGUUUCCCUCUCUUUAUUUCAUCAGUCUGAUUGUGCCACACCUUAUGGAAGUUCCAUGAUGACGGACACCUUUCCGAAGUCGCACCCGGACAAAAGUUUGGAUGAGAUGAGUCUCGUCGACGCGGGUGCAGUUGGUGCCGGAGACGAUACCCUUGUAGUGGACAAGUUAAAAAUGAGUGAGAAUGAAAAGCAAUCCGAGGACGAAAUGAGGCUGGAGGGCCUCCAGCAUGGAAGUGGCUCUACCGGUGCCUUAACCGCUUCCGGGGCUGAAGGAGGUGGUGCCCUCAGUCCUCUAACCGGUGCUUAUCUUCUCAUAGUGCUAAGCGAGCCCAUUUCCGACGAACACAAAACGAAAAUGUUGUCGAAACUUAAGCAAGGCUUGCUAUCAUGGGAUGUGGAUACUUGCCACGUCGAUUUCCAUUCAGAACUAAAUGUGAUUGUGGAAAGUUCACCGCCAGGCGAGGAAUUGAAAGGAGGAGAACGUCUGAUCCAGUUUGCUUCGGACAAUCUGGUGGUGGAGGUUCUGAUCAAUCCUCAACUGUACACUCUCCAACAAUGUAUGCGGAACAUGCUCAGCAGCUUUACCAAGCACCGUCAUAUCAUUCAUGGAGGAUAUACAUUCGUUGGCACGGGAGCAUGGGUUCUCCAAGAUGGUGCCUACCCUUACCAUGAGUUCUCUCACACCUUUGAUGAAUAUGACAUCCAACGCGUGAUGAGAGCAUAUGAGAACAGUAUUACCAUCAAUCUUCAUUGUUGUGCUGAAGGAGAGUGGUCCCAAGAGCGGAUCAACAAGGAGCAGUACACGGAAUUUUGUCAGGUCAAACUUAACCCACCAGAAGUCAUUCAAGACAUGACAGUAAUUGAGAGCUUCCUGAGCUAUAUUGGCCCAUUCUUGGUUCCCCAGUCUACCCAACAAGCAUUGCCACCGUCUGACGUGGUCGGAAACAUCCGGUUCAGUCACCCAACCUUGUAUGUCUUCCCAGGGGGCCAGGGAGAUUCUGCUCUUUUCGGAAUCAACGGCUUUAACAUGUUGAUUGACGGCGGGUUCAGUCGAAAGGCCUGUUUCUGGGACUUUUCCCGUCAUUUGGAUCGAUUGGACGCCAUUUUGAUCACCCGUUUAAGCAACGAGAACACUUGUGGAAUGUCAGCCUUGCUUCAACGCAAGACCAUGAGCGCCCUCUACCCUCAAAUUGGUCACGUAUUCGCCAAUCUCCCGAUUAAGGCUCAAAUGCAGUCUUCCACCACUCAUCCGGACAAGAGUGGAGAAGGACGAAGCUCCCAGGAUGCAGACGAUAACCUACUCAUAAAUGUGAUAGAGGAAGGUAACUUCAUGCUGGACAACCUUCGUAUUCUGAAUCUGAAGCCACAGAUUUGCUUUCGAGAGCGGAGCUGCGAACCCAUCAACCUAUAUCACAAAGUUGGGCACGGAAAACUGGACAUGUAUGUCGUGAACCCUGGCAAAGAUGCAAAAGAGUUGAGGGAGUUCAUGGAACGAUGGAACGAAAACUCGCAGACGUUGGGCAACUUCCGAUCUGGGAUAAACAUCGACGGCAAAGAACUCUGGUUGCCCAUUGCAAACUUAGUUUCCAUCUGUGCCUUGGUGGUGUGGAUUCCAGACGACCCCAACGACACCGUGACCAGGCUGUUGUUUCCUGGAAGCACGCCACAGCACAAGAUCUUAAGGGGUCUGGAAAAAUUAAAGUCCUUGGAAUUCAUUCAAAAGCGGGUUUGUCUCUCAGGGUCUUUGCCAAAGGCCAAACCAACUAGCCCAGCCGCCAAAUCAUCCGGAUAUGGCAAGCGAGAGAUGUCCAGCCAUAGGCAAAGCAGUGUAACUUCGUCUAAGAGAGUACCCAGAAAUGUGUCAAGCUCGCGAGAGUUCGGCUCAGAUAAGCUUUCUGAACGAGGUGAACGGUUGGAAUCUCGACAUCGCAGAAUCCGCUCUGAGUCUACAACAAAGCAGCAGAUUCGUACAUCUCGAGAAAAAAUGGACGUCGAGAAAAAGCAAGUCCCCGAAGUCAAAGAAAAACGAACGAAAUCCAGUGCGGCCAAGAAGUCAGAAGACAAGAAUCUAAAGGAACAGAAAAAUCAAGUGGCUGAGGCCAAAUUGAAGGAGAAUAAGAAGGAAGCCAAUACUGCCAUCAAGUCCAGAGUUGUCACCAAAUCCACUAGGCCUAAAGUAACUGAAAAAUCCAGUAUCACUGCAUCAGGUGGACCAGUGUCAACAACUGCUUCCUCAAUGAACAAGAGCACCACUGUUAGUUCAGUGACGAGGAGCUCAGUCACAAAAUCUGGAGCCUCAAAACUUUCCAAGGAUGCAUCCAAUAAAACAAAAAAAGCUGCGGAUACCAAAUCCAAAAGGGAUGCCAAGCCCAUCAGAGGUGGAUCAGGCAAAAUUUCUUCUGCCGCUUUGGCCGUUGGAACAACCGCUGCUGUAGGUAGCUCGGCUGCCGCUGCGGCAAGCACGUCACGGAAAAUAUCGAAUGAAGUUCCUGCUGGAGCUAACAAGGAAGACGAACAAGAGUCUAUUGUGGAGAAGCAUCAGAUUGAAGAAAUGGAGCAUGAACCUGUCGACCAUGUGGAUGACAUUGAGCCAGAGUUGGAAAGGAUCAAAGAUGAGGAAGAUGAUGCCCAAGACAAUGUUAUUCGAGAGGCCGAUAUUCCCACUGAAGAGUUGAAGGAACCUACACCAAAAGAUUCCCCGCCCACUGCUUUGCCGUUAGCAAUGGAGAAGGAGGCAAAAACGCCCUUGGCUCAUAUUAAAACCCCAGAUGAAGUGGAUGAUCUUCCAGAGCAUGAGGCUGUGGAACCAGAAGCCAUAGAGGUACAAGCAGAAGCCUCCAAUGAUCAAACUGAGGAAGAGAAGAUAACGCAAGACCUGCAAGAAAAAGAGCAAAUUCAGGAUGUUACCGAAAAAUCUCUCGACAUUCCAAUGGUUCAGGAUGCAUCUCUUGUGGCUCAAACUCCAGAGUCCGAGGGAGUUCAGCAACAGAAAGACAUGUCCGAAAUAAUGGUUGAACAUACUAAUAUCGAAAUGAGACCGCAAGAUCAAGCUGAAAAUGAAAACGAAAAAGAAGCUGACGCUGAAGAAAGCUCCUCACCCUUUGCUCAAGUGAAAGAUGCAGUUGAAAAUGUCAAAGAGUUUGUUGCUGAAACUUUUGAUUCCGAGACUAAACCGUCCGAACAUGGAACCCAAGAUGACACCUUAGCCCAAAACGACAAAGAUAAGUCUUUAGGCCAGGACUUGGAAACAAUAUCAAAGGCGGGAAUUGGAAAAGAAAUCGAGGAAACCCUUAUUGAAGAAAAACAGAUAGACGCCUUCCAAAGCACUCCUAAAAAUGAGGCAGCUGAAGAGCAGAUUUCUAACGAUAUUGACCCAACCAAAUCUCAGGAACAAUUGGCACAACCAACAAAAGAAAGCGACAUCAGAUUAACCAAAGAAACAGAGGAUGAAACCAAUGUAGACGAAUUAAGUCACGACUCAAAACCAGACAAAGAGGUUGGCGAGCAUGAUGCCCAGCCCAUUCCCGAUCAAGGUAUUUAUCAACCAACUCCAAAAGAAGAUGAUGAUGCUGGUUCUAAGACUCCAAAAGAUGACGAAACUAGUCCUAAGUCUACAACAAUGGAUGAAAAUGUUACUCCUGAGGGCAUUGCUUUCAUGCCAAAAGAUGACAAUGCUGGCUCCAAGACUCCAAAAGAUGACGGCAAUGGUUCCAAGACUCCAAAGGAUGUUCAUGCGUCUGGAUCCAAAACUCCACUAGAUGAUGAAAGGGAUAAUUCCGAGAUUACCGAACCCAAAGACAUUGGUUCAACGUCGUCAAAGGAUGACGGUGCUGGCUCCAAGAUUCAAAAAGAUUCUGGAACUAAUUCCAUGACCUCAAAAAGUUCCUGUACUGUAAAGGAUGAUAAUGUUGUUUCCAAGGUUAGAAAAGAUGUCGACUUUGGUUCCAAGGACGAAAAAGAUGAAGAAAUUGGUUCAAAGGCUCCAAAAGUUGAUGAGGAGCAAAUGGUUUCUGAAUCCAGUCCUCUUUCGACGCAAAUGAUGACAAAAGGACAACAUGAUUCCCUUUCUCAAACUCCAAAUAAAGUCUCUGAAGACUUUGAGAGAGAUGUGAAGCAAUGUUCAAGCCAGGAAUCUUCGGAUUUUAUAACGUCAACUGAUAUUCCUGCAAAUUACAAACAACAACAAGAUAUAUCUUCAUCUUCGGAGGCUUCAAAGGUGCAUGAAGAGUACGAUGUUCCUGAUAAAACCAAGGAUUCGGGAUCCAUUUCUACUUUGCAAGGUGACCAUGACGUCAAAAUUGAUUUAGGAUUACAAUCCUUAGGAGGAAUGUCCGAAAGUGAGAAGGAUUUGAAAUUGAAAGGGUCAUGUAGUUCAGGAAGGCAAUCGCCAUAUGAACAACCAACAAUGACUGCUGAGGAUUCCAAAGUUGAAAACUUAUCUCAAAAAGAAUCUGUCUCUGCAGAAAUGUCAAAGGAGGAUUAGCAGAGUGAUGGAGCAGGUGUUAAAGAAUCUCAUGCAACAAAGGAAAAAACGUCAGCAAAGAGCGUUUCUCAUGGCCCUAUUGAACUUGAGGAUAGUUCCACGCUCGUUGUUCAGGAUAAGCAACGGGUGGAGGAAUGUAAUGCUUCUAAGGACAUAACAAUUGAUGACAAUAUAGCUGAUGAAUCACCUCUAACUGAUAGAUUGGUUGCAAGAAACCUAGAAAACGACAAAGAAUCUGGCCACCCAACAAAUUUGCCUGUUGCUGAUGAGUCCAUAAACAUUGAAGCUGAUCAGGCAACCACUGAUCAAACAACCCCCGUCGAAUCAUCUGAACCGGUGGAUCAAGAAGCAGAUAAACACAACAAUGUCAUAAAGGAUUUAUCAGAGAAAUCGGCUGAAUCAUUUGGUCUCACUGAUAAACUUCAAAACCUAAUUGAAGACGUUAAAGAGGUAUUGGUUGGCGAGUCACCACAAAAUGUCAAGGAAGAAACUGCGCAGGAGCCAAAGGAAAAGGAGGAUUCAUUGGAACCAGUUAUUGAAGAAAAAGAGCAAGCAAGCAUUGCGUCAGAACUUCGAAGUUCCAUAACAGAUUCAGGAAAGGAUUUCUUAGGGUCUAGCCCCAGCAAAGAUUCUGAGCCUCCAGCAACCGAAAUUGUAAUAAACAGACAGGCAGAAACUGUCCGUGACAAGGAUGUAGGUCUCUCCAAAGAGGAUCUAGAGGAAAAAAAAGGAGAGGACAAAAAGGAGAUUGAAGAAGCAUUGGAUGAAAAGGAAAGCCAAAAGUUGGAUUCUGAUUCAAAGGACACUUCAGGUGAUUCACCUUUGUCUGAUGAAAUCUUGAAUGAUCAAGAGCGAGCUCCAUUGGAGGACAAAACACCCAAGCCUCUCAGUAGAAAGGAUAAACAAGCCGUUAAUGAAGAGGAGAAAUACAAGAUUCCUGAAUCUGAAAUCCGGCAACCACUUGACAAAGUCACAGCCCAUUCUCCUGAUCUCGGGGCUGAAAAGAGUCUGAUCGAAGAAUCGACAAAGGAUGAUUCAAUAGAGAAGGAAAUGGAUAGAGGAAUGGAAAAUACCGUCGCCGCUGAAGAGAAAAAAGGUGAUACCAUUGAUCACACCAAAGUAGAGAUUGCAGAUCCCUCACCUGAUUUGCCCAUGAAGAAAGAUGAGAGACAUGACCGUCACGACCAUGAAGGAGAUGUUUCAAAGCAUGCUGAACUUGAUAAGGUCAAGCAGACCCCAACAAGUGACAAAUCUCAUAAGAUGAAAGACGAUGUCGAGAAGAUAGCGCUUGAAAAGGAAGGAAUGGAGUCCAGCCAAGUGCCCAAAAUGGGAGCAAUUGACGACUCAGAUUCACCAAAAAGUGGGAAAGAUAGUCCAACUGAUGACCUUUCCUAUGAGAAAAGAAAUGUGGAAGACGGUGUGACGGUUGACGAUCAAGGUCAUUCUGCCAUACCUGAACUUUCAAAGGAUAAAUCUGAUAAGAGUGAAAAGACCGUAAGUGAGGAGCAACUUCCUCAAUCGCCCAUCAAGAGCAAGGAUAUGCCACAAGAUAUGGUACAACAACAAGAAAAUGUCGAGCAAAUGGACACAUCCUUGGAAAGCAAUAAUUCCGAGAAAACAAAACAAAAGGAAUCGAUUGCAAAAGAAGAGACCACCAAUAUUCCUUCCACUGUGGUAGAAGACGAAAUUGAGGUUCAAAAGAUUCAGGCAGGUGACGAAAAGGCCAUGGCAAAGGUCGUGGAACCUGCAGAUCAAGAGAAACAAAAUCUGUCUGAACCUAUGGAAAGCCAAUCCGUUGAAAAGGAAGAGAGCUUGAGUCAAGCUGAGCAUGCUGAAUCAGCUUUGGAAACGGAAAACACUACAAAGGAAGUUUCCACUGAAGCUGUGAUUGAAGCUUAUAGCAAAGCAUCUGAAGAAGGAGAAAGUACCACCUCUGAAGAGCUCAAACCAGCUGACAUGAUCUUGUCAGAGAAAGCUAUUAUAAAACAUUUCAUAUCUGAGCCAUCAACAGAUGAAUCUGGUAUGACGAAGAAUGAUUUGAGUCAUGAGCAACUUUCUCAAUUAAAUGAUGAAGGCUCUGAGAAUGUCCAACAAAAUAUGUCUGAAAAGACUUCAGAGUUGGCAGCCACGAAUCAAGAUGAAGAAGUUGAAGAUUCUGAUCUCAAACCACAGUCACAGUCGGGAAAAGAGAUCCAAAUACAGGUUGGAACACAAGGAGAAAAAGAUUUGUCAACUGAGGUCAACACGGCUAAAGAACAAAAAAUAUCGGAGCCUGUUCAAGCUGACAUUCGUGAGGCGGAAGCAAGAACCACUGAAGGUGAGGAACAUGGAGGUCAAUCCCCUGUAGAUGAUGACAAAGAGGCUAAACUUGAUAAGAAAGAUGACGAUCUUCAAAAUGAGGAAAUGCCAAACGGUCAAGAUCAGCUAUUGGAAGAAAACACAACUGAUCAGUCUCAUGACUCUAAAGUAAUCGUGGAAGAAGACCAACCCUUGGAAAAAGGGUCCUCGAAGACAGAACAAAACGAGGUGGAAAGCCCAACACAUGCUAAUAUUGUUAAAGAGGUUGAUCCAGAUGCAACACGAGCGGGUUCUAAGCCACAAAAUGAUCAAUCUGGGGAUGAAGACAAUUUGAAUAUUAGUAAAGCAGCCAUUGUCGAUUCAGAGAGCCAAACCUCAGUCCAAGAAUUAAGUACUGGAGCAAAACAAAUUAUGCGAGAAACUGAAAAAGAAACAGAAGAUCCCAUCAAAGCUUCAACAAAAAGAGGGAUCUUCGAGGCACUUGAUACUUCUUCGUCUGAACCUGCCGUAGACAAAACCGAAUGGAAUGUGCAAGAAUUGAAACUUGGAUCAGAAGACUCAAAAGAACCAACCGACCCCAUUACCGAGGAGGCGAUUCCGCAAAAAGAUGAGGCUGAAACUGGAUCAGUCAACAUUGAGUCCACCAAAAACGGAGACGAACAGCAAGACAAGGAAGAUGAAAGGUCUUUGGAAUUCCAACAACCAGAACAUGGCCAUGAAAGCAAGCCAUCACCAGAAAGCAUCCCAGAAAAAGCCAGUGGCUCCGAAGAAACCAUCCCACAUGACAAAAGCAUUGUUGACGAGCCUCUACAUUCGAAAACGGAAGAGAAAGAAGCCCAAGUUUCCUCUCUUAGUGACCAAAGCACGGUAGAAAAGGUCACAGUACAAUCAGACUCCGAACAGCUCAAAUUGUCUGAAAAUUUAUCUGAGAAGGAAAACUUGGUUAAGAAUGAAAAAGAAAAUGUCAAGAGUGAAGGUGAGAAGGACGAGGUAUCCCCUAAGGAUUCUGAAGAUGCCUCUGAAUCUAGGCAAUCAGCCCAAGAUAUGUCCGUAAUUGCACCUGAUGAAUCCAAGGUUGAAGAUCAUGUUGCAUCAAAUGAGGACAAAAUGCCUCCACAAUCCUCUGAUGGAACAAAAAAGGAGGCAACUGAACCCCUUGAAGAUCGCCUAUUAAAGACAGAUGGAAAUGACGUAGAAGUAAAUGAAGUCAAAGCAGUUUCUACACUUGUAGACAGUGUCGAAGAAGUUCAUUGUAGUGAAUCUACAUCCCAAAGCACUGGAAUUGUUCAAGAUGUGGAAGCUUCAAAGGACACUCAAUCUGGAACAGAAAACAAAUUAGAUAAUGAAGCCUCAUUACAGGAUAAAAAAUCUGCUGUGGUUAUUGAUACCUUGAAAACUGAAGAGAAAGGUCAGUCUUGCAAUGAUUCGCAAGAUGAGGGCGUUCAAGGGCGAGACUCAGUAGAGGCUCCUCUAGUUAAAGGCUCUACUGCAACUGAUGAUACAUUGAAAGACACUGAUAGACAAGAGGUGGUUGAGCAUUUGGAAGAGAAGCAACUGACGCAAGUGGAUAUGCAGCUCAAGGAUAAACCUUCCAAAGAAGUCGAUGAUGGGAAGGACAUAACUGAAGAUACACAACAGAGUGCAGAAGACCCAAGCUUUGGGCCUGUUACCAUCUCUGUUGAACAGGACAAUGAUGUCGAUGAUGCCCCUAAUACCACCGAGGAAUGUGGAAAGAAGACCGAAAAUGAUGAAGCAGAUGACAAGGAUGAUAUUGGUACUAAACAGAGUCCUAAGUCUGAAGAUGUUGGUAAAAUUUCUAUCUCUGCUGAUGUCGGUAUCAAUGAGCCCAAAGACUCUCGGGACGACGUCAAAGUUGUUGAGGAGAGCAAAAAGGAAAGUAUUCCAGUCAUAGAGAAACAUGCUCAAAAUGCAGUUCAAAGCCAAGAAGCAUUGGAGAUUACUGAGCAUGAAUCUCAAGGACAGUCGAUCGGAGACCCCAAAGACAAGGACAGCCAACCAGAUUCGAUGGCAAUGACAUUCAAUGAAGACGAAAAAUUUGUCUCUUUGUCAAAGGACCAUCCCAAAGAUGACAAGAGCUCAACUGACGUUGUUGAACCAGCUUCUCAAGGCUCUUCUGAUGAAAGUGGAGGCUUUAUUGAGACUAUGAAGGACACCUUUAAAGAUGUGAAAGACUUGUUCACUGAGCCAAUUCUUAAAGACGAUGUUGAACAAGAUGUUAAUGACGGAAAGACUAAAUAUCAAACUGAAUCCACUGUAAACAUCACAAUUGACGAAGCAUCAGCCGAUCAGGUGGAAUCUGAUGAAGAGCAAGAAACGACAAAAGACGUAGAGGCAAACGAGACCGAAGUGCCACAGGAUCAUGAUAAAGAUGAAUCACAUACUCCGCCAUCCACACCCAUAGUUAAUGAGUCCAUGCAAAUUCACCUUGCUGAGGAUUUAGACGCGUCAACAACACCCAAGUCCCCAAGAUCUCCUUUGCCAGUUGAUGAACUAGCCAAGUUUGUAGCACAGGACAGUAAUGAGGAAGAGACGAAAUUUGGAGAAAAAGUGGCCGAAGCCCUCUUGGUGGAACAAAAGUUAACGACUUCGAAUGAAAAGCCCAAUGAAAAAUUGGAGGAGUCCGCUGAAAGCAAAGGCAAGAUGAGCUACGCUAUGGCUGUGGAGGAAUGUGAGCCUAUAAAUGCAUCUGAAGCAAAUGCCAUACAAACCUCUGAAGCCGGCAAGGAAUCACCAGUUGUGCAAGCAAAACUAGAUAUUGACACAGUUGACACUACCGGAGGUGACACAGCUUCACAUAAAACUGAAACCAAAGAUGCGGACUCGUCAAAAACGGACGAGGAAAAGACCGUCACACAUGAAUCUUCCCAUGAAGAAAUGGUUACUAAGGACACGCUUGACGACGUUAACGUUCAAACUGAUGGGGAAGCAAAAGAUGGUUAUAGUAACGCUGAUUCCUCAUCAAAAGAUCUGAAAAAAAGUGAAUCCGCAGGUUCGGAGUCUGACUCUGAAGACUCAGACUCGGGGCAACCACCCAAAGGCGCUGACAAGAUCAAAGUUCUUCACGAAAAGCCGAUUGAUCACGAUGUUUUGAACAAAGUCGUUAGUGAACAACAAGAUUCCAAGAUUGAUGAAAAGUUAGACAAUACAACCCCAAGAAAAAUGGAAGUUUCUGAGCCUAGAUUCGAGGAGACAAAGACAGAUGAAAAAUCCGUAUCAAAAGACCAAGAUGAUUCCGUGGACUCUUCAAAGACUCAGAACGAAAAUGUGGAUAAGAGAGAAGUAGAAGAGGAGCCAUGUGUGGAACAGAUUGUUAGCAAACAAGAUGCCGCCAUUGACAAGGGCUCAUUUUUGGGUAAAGCAGUUGGAUUGGUGGACAAAGUAACCUCCAAGGUCUCCAAUAAAGUUCAUGACUUUAAAGGACGAGACAAAAAGGACGAGAAUGACUUGGCCAAAUUAGAGGAACAAAUCGAAAUCUUUGAAGAAGUCAAGCCGUUGAAAGCAGGAACUGUUGUUCAGGUUCAAUCGCUUGAUUCUGAAUCUGAAGUACAAGAGGACAUUUGCGUUGAAAAGAAGCAAUUCCAGACCACAGAGGCACCGGAUGAAACGGCUUCGUUGCACAAGGUUCCUAAAAUGGAUCCAAUGAUGACUAGUUGCUACGGAAGCUUGCCUGAUGAGGAGGAACACACCAAAGUUGAAGCUAACUCUAAUGUUGACUCCCAAGAGCAAGCCGAAAAAUCUAUUGAAAAAGAAGGUGUAGAAACAAACAAGUCCGAAGAAACGUUAGUUAAGCCAACUGACUCCCCAAUUGUGGAUCAUAAAAUUGAUAGUCUAAGGACUGAAACUGCUGCCAAAGUUUCAAUGCAAAGUCAUGUUCAAGGGGACAAACCAACCGUGUCUGUACUUUCGGACUCACCAACCAAAACACUGGAGAAAACCGAUGAUGCCAUUGAGGAAACUUUGUAUGAGACAUGCAUGACCGUAAAAGGUGCCUUGGAAAAGGUUUAUGACGUUCUUCAUUCAGAUGAAAAGAUCAAGGACGGAUCACGAGAGGAAGCUGAGGAAACAAAAGAUAGCAUCCAUUCGAGUGAAGCUAAAGAGGCUUUCGAAGAAAAGGUGAAGCCAAUUGUUGCUGAGUCGGAAAAAGAAGAGCAACAUGAAUCUUCCAAAGACGCCCACAUUGAAUCUGAUGAAAUUGGUAAAGAAGGUCAAAGAAAAACUGGGUCAGAGCGGAUUGAAGACACAUCAGAUGCUAACGACAAUGCCAUUGAAGACGUUCAACAUGCCUCAAUUAGGCAAGAAAUUUCUCAUGAAGGAGACAAGGUUCUCUCAGGAGACCUUAGUGAAACAGCACAGCCUCUACUCGAGGUUAAGCCUCAAGAAUCUAAGGUCUCAACUUCAAGUAAAGAUCAAGUUCAAGAAGAAGAAACUAUGAUGCAUGGAAUUUCCAAGAAGGACGAGCCUUUGAUUGAAAAGCCAAUUCAAGCCAAAGAAGAGUCUGAAGCUAAACCUGCUUCUGAACACGAACAGCAAACACAUUCAGCUAGUGAGAAUUCAGAAAAGCUGCCUAAGAAAGAUGAUGUUGCACUGAAAUCUGAAGCUGAAUCCAAAACGCCUGAGUCUUUUGGGCAACUCAAAGAGCAACCUGGAGACAAAUCUGAAAUUAGAGAAGGUUCAAUUGAGAGCAAGGACUCUGGAAAUCUUGAAACGGCAGUCACCAAUGCUGGUGUUGCUUUAACCAGUAUAAUGUCCGCUACACUCUUUAGCGCGGACAGCUCAGCUGAGCAAACGAGUUUAGAAAAUGCAAAUGACAUUGAUCCAAAGGUUACCGCAAACAACGAAGCCAAAGAUCUAGAUGUGAGCACAUGGAAAGAAAUUGAUGUUCAGAAAGACUCAUCAAAAGACCCGGUAAAAGACUCUGAGGCAGAGGAAAUAGAAGGUUCAGCAACGGGGAGUUUGGCUAGCGUUGGGAAAGCUCUUACAUCCGUUUUGACAUCAACUCUUACCUUGGGAUCCUCAAAUGACGUUCUUCAAGCUGAUGCUCCUGACGAUGCCGCUCAUUUGCACCAAGAGACAAAGAAGUCUGAGAUGGAGAUCGCAACAGCCCCAGACAAAGAUCUGGAGGCUCCUUCUUUAGACGAUAAAGCCACAUUAAAAGAAGUAAAAGCUGAGAUGGGUUAUCCAGACAAGCAAUCUACAGAGGGAGACACUGAGACAAAGCUUGAUGACGAUGAUGAAGCAGCUCCUUUGACAGAAAGUGUGACAACAGCAAUAACUAAUGUAAGCGAAGCUCUGACCUCCAUGUUCGCAUCGACCAUUUCGUCAAAGUCCACGACUCAAGUCGAAAAUGUAGAGGACUCAAAAGAUGAUGAUGCAUCACCAGAUGACGUAAAGGAUCAGAAGAACUCAACGGGCUCCCUUGAAGAGUCUGAGGUCUCGGGUGAAUUGUCUCAUGCAGAGAGAAGAGAUUCGCAAAACGAAAUGGAAGAAACCGAAGCUAUCUUGAGUCAUUCGAAUGAGCUAUCCAAAACUCCACAGGAAUCUCUUGACACAAAGAAUGAAACACAGCAAGUGACAGAAAGCUUGAUCACUUCUUUAACUAAUACUGGUGAGUCUCUCACUGCUAUUAUGUCAACUUCACUUAACUCAGGAUCAAAGGCAAACAAGGACGACGACAAUGGUGAAGAGGAUAAAUCUGAAUCAAAUGGAGAUGUAUCUUCCAUUGAAGAGCAAGAGGCUAAAGCUGAUCCAUGUUCAGAGUAUGAAAGCGCUUGCAAAGAAAAAAAGGAACAAGUCCCCAAAGAAGGCAGUCAAGAAAAGAGUGACGCAACUGAAAUUGAAAAUGCCACAGUAAGCUCAACGGAAGCAACUGAUAUCAACAAGGUGAAGAUGGUAGAGACUAAGGAGCCCAUUGAAGAAAGAUCAACAACCAGUGCUCUUUCGUCAAAGGCAGAUGAUGUCUCUGGUUCACGCACUGAAUCGAAUAUUUCAGGCAAAGAGAGCCUUAAUGAGGCAGCAGAUUCCAAAAUUCAAGGAUCUCUUCCAGAAGAGCAAAUUGACCUUUCAGAAUCAUCUGAUAUUCAGCAAACAUGUGAAAUGUCAUUAACUCAACCAGCAAAUGACGUGGUCAAACCUGAAGCGGAGGAAGAGCCUGGAACCAAAGAAACAGAUGAAAUUGACGGGGAAAUGGCGAGCAACCAAAAGGAGUCAGAUGAUGAGGCAAAUUUUUCGACAAAUGUUAGAGAUCUAAAUUCGGCUACCCUGUCUCGCAAGGGUUCCGGAGAAGAAGAGAGAAUUGAUGUUGAGGGUCAAGUUUCAGCACCUUCCGAACAGCAAGUGGAUCAAGACGCUCAUCACCAAGAUGGUCAAGUCCCUCAAGAAGUUAAAACAUCCUUGAAAGAAACGACAAUAACUGAACGAGGGGAUAUUUCUGACUUGAUUCCAAGCACUCUCUCUUUGGGCGAUCCUUGCAAGGAUUCAAAAAGCGAAAUCCAUUCACUUAAGGAAGACUGUGAAGAGAAUGACACUCCCAUAAAAACAACUGAAAUCAUUAUUUCCUAUGAAAGCGCGAGUGAUCCUGUGAUCUCAACUAUUCAGGAGGAAACUCAAAAAGACAUUGAUGAUGCCAAACAUGGCGAUACUCUAGAUGGAUUCCAGAAGUAUUCAUCGCAUACAACACAUAUCAGCGAUAAAGAAUCAAGCAUAGGUAUGGAACAAGGAGACUACCAGACAAAUUCAAAGUCAAGCGAAACAGAGGCGGCAGAGGAUCAAAAAGAAAUCAGCCAUCAAGAAUCCACUAGCAUUGGCUUCAAAGAUCAAGAAGAAAACGAAAACGAAUCCCCAGACAAAGCAAACUUAAUCUCAAUGAUGGGAGAAAACAUCUCGGCAAUUAUGAAGAGAACCAUGUCUGUCGAAUCUAAAGAAGAUUCUUUAGCCACAGAGGCAGAGAAGCCAGAUGAUCAAAAUGCCGAACAAGAGCCCAGACAGUCUUCUUUGGCUUCUACAAUAGUGUCAACUGGAGCUAAUAUUUCAUCCAUGAUGGACACAACAAUUUCCGCUGAAUCUAAGGAGAAAGCUAGUCAAGAUAGCAAUGCUAUGGCAACAACUCAACAGGACCUUGAGAUUAAAGAAAAUACAGAACAAGUUUCUAUGGCGUCCAUGAUAGCCUCAGCUGGUGCUAAUAUAACAUCCAUGAUGACCAAAUCCAUGUCCAUUGAAUCCAAGGAGGAUCAGCCUUAUAAUGAUGAGCAAAAGACCGAUACCCAAGUUGAGGACAAGGUUGAAAAAGAAACGAAACAGUCUUCAGUGGUGUCCCCCAAAACACCAGUAGACCAAAAGGCUGAAGAAGGGGAGCAAACUUCUUUUGCGUCUGCAACUCCAUCAGCUAGCGCUAAGGUUUCAACAAUGGUGACCAGUUCCAUGUCCCAUGAAUCCAAGGAGGAUGAGUCUACAAAUGAUGAGGUUAAGGCCAAAAAGCCAAGUGUAGAGAAGGUCGAAAAAGAGGAAGAGGCAGAACAAGAAGAACAAUCUUCUUUGAUGUCUGCAAUUGCUUCAGCUGGCGCUAACAUAACAUCCAUGAUGACCAAAUCCAUGUCCAUUGAAUCCAAGGAGGAUCAGCCUUAUAAUGAUGAGCAAAAGACCGAUACCCAAGUUGAGGACAAGGUUGAAAAAGAAACGAAACAGUCUUCAGUGGUGUCCCCCAAAACACCAGUAGACCAAAAGGCUGAAGAAGGGGAGCAAACUUCUUUUGCGUCUGCAACUCCAUCAGCUAGCACUAAAGUUUCAACAAUGGUGACCAGUUCCAUGUCCCAUGAAUCCAAGGAGGAUGAGUCUACAAAUGAUGAGGUAAAGGCCAAAAAGCCAAGUGUAGAGAAGGUCGAAAAAGAGGAAGAGGCAGAACAAGAAGAACAAUCUUCUUUGAUGUCUGCAAUUGCUUCAGCUGGCGCUAACAUAACAUCCAUGAUGACCAAAUCCAUGUCCAUUGAAUCCAAGGAGGAUCAGCCUUAUAAUGAUGAGCAAAAGACCGAUACCCAAGUUGAGGACAAGGUUGAAAAAGAAACGAAACAGUCUUCAGUGGUGUCCCCCAAAACACCAGUAGACCAAAAGGCUGAAGAAGGGGAGCAAACUUCUUUUGCGUCUGCAACUCCAUCAGCUAGCGCUAAGGUUUCAACAAUGGUGACCAGUUCCAUGUCCCAUGAAUCCAAGGAGGAUGAGUCUACAAAUGAUGAGGUUAAGGCCAAAAAGCCAAGUGUAGAGAAGGUCGAAAAAGAGGAAGAGGCAGAACAAGAAGAACAAUCUUCUUUGAUGUCUGCAAUUGCUUCAGCUGGCGCUAACAUAACAUCCAUGAUGACCAAAUCCAUGUCCAUUGAAUCCAAGGAGGAUCAGCCUUAUAAUGAUGAGCAAAAGACCGAUACCCAAGUUGAGGACAAGGUUGAAAAAGAAACGAAACAGUCUUCAGUGGUGUCCCCCAAAACACCAGUAGACCAAAAGGCUGAAGAAGGGGAGCAAACUUCUUUUGCGUCUGCAACUCCAUCAGCUAGCGCUAAGGUUUCAACAAUGGUGACCAGUUCCAUGUCCCAUGAAUCCAAGGAGGAUGAGUCUACAAAUGAUGAGGUUAAGGCCAAAAAGCCAAGUGUAGAGAAGGUCGAAAAAGAGGAAGAGGCAGAACAAGAAGAACAAUCUUCUUUGAUGUCUGCAAUUGCUUCAGCUGGCGCUAACAUAACAUCCAUGAUGACCAAAUCCAUGUCCAUUGAAUCCAAGGAGGAUCAGCCUUAUAAUGAUGAGCAAAAGACCGAUACCCAAGUUGAGGACAAGGUUGAAAAAGAAACGAAACAGUCUUCAGUGGUGUCCCCCAAAACACCAGUAGACCAAAAGGCUGAAGAAGGGGAGCAAACUUCUUUUAUUGCAUCAGCUGGUGCCAAUGUAGCAUCCAUCAUUACCAGUACUGUAUCCAUUGAAUCUGAGCACGAGCAGUCGGUGCAUGGGGAUUCGUCAGCCGAUCAAUACAUUGAGAAAGGAUUUGGAAAUCAAUCCUCCAUGGUUCUUGAAAAGAUGCCCGCAAAUUUUAAAAACCAAGAGAUCAGCGGUGCUGACGUCAAUUCUCCGCCUCAAGUCAAAGAACCUGUAGAAUCAAAACCAUCUUGUUCAAUGUCACCGGUGGGGACGACUUCAACAAAUACAAUAACUCCUCAAGUUCAUGAGGAUGGGUCAACAACUGAAUUUGUUGAAGAAACUAGUGACAUGACAUCAAUGGAUGCGAAUAGUAGAUCCAAUCAGCAAAGUGGAUCCGGAUCGGUCCUUGAAUCCAUGAAUAAAUCUCAAUCAACUAACGAAGGUUACACAAAAUCUACCCUUACCAAAACCGGAGAUGUUGGGAAAGGGAGUCAGAAUGAAUCGAUUUCUGAGAAUGGUCAGUAUGUGAAUGAAAUUGUAUCGACCACCACUGUUAUCAGAGGUGACCAAAGCGAUAGCGAGACAUUGACAUUUUCCAAUGUAAUCCAGACACCGCAAUCAACAUCGUCUGGAAAUACUUCAAAUGAAGCCGGUUCUGAACAAUACGACUCUUUCGAAACCUCCAAGGAAGUUUCGGGCUCAGGUGCAUCUGUAGGUACAUCUACCACUACAUCCACUUCAAUUGCAGUGGAGGACUCAUGUUCGUCUUCCGAACAAAAGGAUGGAAAGGGUCUGUAUUCGGCUUUGAGCCGACUCAUAUCAGUGGAUCCCGAUCCAUUGCCUGCGUCCACCUCAAAUGAGCUCACAGCCAAUGAGUCAUCCUUUUCUCGCUCAACCUCCCUCACGACCACUUCUGGUCCUGGAAUGUCCCAAAGUCAGUCAUCCAGCAUUGUUCGGGAAAUCAGUGAUGGCGUGACCACCACCGAAAUGGAAGAGUUGUGCUCCGAGGUCAAGACGUACAUCACCACCACAGUUACCAAAGUGAUCACUUUACCAGACGGAUCGAGGAAGGAGGUCAUCAGUAAUAUCACCAAGACGGUAUCAAUUGAAGAGAAUGUUCCUCCAGACUCACCGAGCAUAAAGAACUUAUCGCUUCACUCCAGCCCACAACGUUUCCCACCGAUUGAAGACCAAGGCGAGGCCAUUGACAGUGAUGCCCCAUCCACACCAGAUUUUGAUAACUCGGAUGAUGUUAUCAAUGCCGCUAUUGAGACGGUGGUUGAAUGCUCGAAAAACAUCAUUGAGCAAUCAUCGGUGAAAGAUGUGGCCAACAAGGAGGGUCUUACCAAAAUAAAUGUGGUGGUGGAACAAAAAGCCUUUAAAGAAAAGGUAGAAUCUCCUCUUAGCCAUAAGAGCAUCACUAUCGAAUCCUUGGCCCAUGAUUCGACUCCCGCUGGAUCUCCAGUGAGUACUGCCCAUUCCGAGUCGGACCUCGGAGCCAUUCCAAAAGUGCCCAAACCGCUUAAUAGCCAUGUCUACAACAAAUCCAGAAGCGAAAGCAAUGUAUCUACUUUUGAGGAAAAACAAGAAUCCUCGCAAACAAUGUUCAAAACAAGAUCCAGUGGAAUCGAAGAGGAGACCGAGAUCCGAACCUCUAAACUCCACGAGGUUCUCAAGAACGAAAAGGUGGUGACCGAUAACGAUACGAUGACCACCACCACAACAACGGUCUCCGAGGUCAUUUUGGACCCAUCGAGCUUGUCCUCUUCCGGUUUCCGUGAAGUUCCCACGACUGGAAUCCAAGUCAUUGAUGAGAGCUUGGCCAGAGUGAAGGAACAUCUAGCCAAAGAUGAUGAAUGCUCAAGUCAAGAGAUCUUGGAAACCAUGGAAACCGAUGCUGAGGGAAAUAUCAUCACCCGUACCAUAACCACCACAAUCACGUCCACUUCAAAUGAAGAAUCCUCUGCAACGACUCAAUCUUCAGCCCAGACAUUUGUCACUACCAAUGAAGAGGAAAUUGAAAAGAAACUGGAAUCUUGGGGCAAACCCUUGGGUCUGCCGAGUCCCAUCCGGCCGAGUUCGCCCAAAGGAGCCAGCAAUCCGAACCCAGAGCCGAGCAAACCCAAAGAGAGCCGCUCCAAGAGGCAAGCCCGGAGCAGUGACCCUGCUCCUGUCUAUAUGGACCUGGCCUAUGUGCCUCAUCAUGGCAACGUUCUGUAUUCUGACAUUGAAUUCUUCAAACGAGUUAGAGCCCGAUAUUAUGUCUUCAGUGGAGUCGAGCCCAGCCGUGAGGUAUUUGACGCCCUUCUAGCCGCCAAGAAAGAAUGGGAAGACAAAGACAUGGAGGUCACCAUAAUCCCAACGUAUGAUUCGGAUACUCUUGGCUAUUGGGUGGCCGCCAAUGAAGAGGCUUUGGCCGAACUUCAUAUUGAUUUAGCACCAUCGGCAAGUCGUUGCACCAUCAACCUUCAAGACCAUGAGACAAGUUGUGCGGCCUAUCGGUUGGAAUUUUAAUCAAGUCUGUCUGUUUAUGUAGAUAAGAAAAGGAAUCUUGAACAGACGAAGAAGAAAAUAACACACGAAGAACGCGACACUUCCAGGUGCGAUUUUGAGGCGUCCCUUUCUGAAGACGCCCAAACGAAUUGAUGAAUGAAUGAAAAUCAAUUUGAUUUAAAGGAUGUUACUUAAUUGUGUUAACCGUCACUAGGUGCUGUUUCAUUGAACAACUCGAGAAUGUGUCUUUAGCAAAUUGGAACUUCCACUUUUCAGUUUGCACUACUAUUGCUGCUACUACUACUACUAUUGAAAAAUGUUGAUACCAACAACCCCAAUUUCUUUCUUUCUUUAUCGUUCUCUCUAAAGAUGUGAUGAUUCUGAGGAAAGCACAUGUGAUUAUAACGAGGAUACGAAAACCAAAACAUUAAAUUGAAUGUGGAUAUCAUGUCGGCUUAUUUUUCUGGACACUAAUUCCUUAACUUGCAAAGAAGUACGUCUUCGGCCAAGACCGAGUUUAAAUAUUACUCCCACCACCACUACUACUACUACUACUACUACUAAUAUUAUUAUUAUUAUCAUUAUUAUUAUCAUUACUAUUAUUACUACCGUACCACUGCUACUAUUAAGGAAAAAAAAAUACCGCAUAAAUCGCACACAUACAAUACUAUAUUGAAGGAAAAAAAGAAUAAUGUAAAGAUUUGCUGCACAUCUCUUCUGUCUUCUUCCAACUCUUCAUCCCUCUUAUUAAAAAAGUUAGAACCCUUAUUUAUUCCCUUUCAGCUUCCUAAUGCUCGUUUUUAAGUAAUCCCGUUUGCCUUUGCUAUUUUUCGAAUUGCGCUGUGAAUUGCAUUUUUUCAUAUACCUUUAAUUGAACUGAACGCACUUACAGCUUCUUUUGUACGUGUUGUUCAUUCAAAUGAAAAGGGAAUGAAAUGCUUGUUUAUCAAGCGCAGCUCUGUUCAAACCUUGAUUUGUGAUUGAUCCAUUAUCUCUUCUGCUCUGCUCACUUUACUGUAAUACUAAUGUAUAAGAUAUAUGGUCAACAUUCAAGCCACACAUUCCAAAUAAACUCACACUAAAAACCCAAAAAAAUAAA